Molecule: messenger RNA, 3450 nt
Organism: Mugil cephalus (flathead mullet)
Lineage: Eukaryota; Metazoa; Chordata; Actinopteri; Mugiliformes; Mugilidae
Gene: c1galt1lb
Product: core 1 synthase, glycoprotein-N-acetylgalactosamine 3-beta-galactosyltransferase, 1b
Exons: 3
Coding region: 163-1350 (395 amino acids)
Cellular component (GO): membrane
Molecular function (GO): N-acetylgalactosaminide beta-1,3-galactosyltransferase activity
Source: RefSeq, a predicted model, not a curated record
GGGAGUGACACUUCGCAGUUGUCACGCUUGCCACAGCACUUCAACGGCACUGCCAGUGGAGCAGAAGAAGGAGGAGACGGUCCUCGCAGCGUAUGUCCGUGUCGACUUUCUUCGUCUCACUCGGCCUCCGCUUCAGUUGAACCUAGCCAGCGAGACGGCAGCAUGAAGGCCAUCGGAUCCAGAUUCUCUUUUUUUGCGGGGUUUGUGGUGGGGACCCUCUCUCUGUACGUGUUUCUGCGGCAGGUGUGGUUUGAGAGGACUUCGUCGUCUCUCCAGGUCAGCAGCCAGUUCAAGCCUCAUGGCCACCUGCAGCAGCACGACGAAGAGAAGGAGAUGUGGAAGAAGGAAAGGUCUGCUCUGUUCAAUCUGAAGCACCCCCAUCAUAUAGGUGAAGAUAGCCACAUGGCCGAUGAACUGUACAAGAAGGUGCGUAUUCUUUGCUGGGUGAUGACUGGACCCAACAACCUGGAGACAAAGGCUCGACACGUCAAGUACACAUGGAGUCGUCACUGCAAUAUUGUGGUCUUCAUGAGUUCUGUGGACAACCCUGACUUCCCCACUGUGGGAUUAGGUACAAAGGAAGGUCGCGAUCAGCUUUACUGGAAGACAAUCCGGGCCUUCCAUUAUGCCUAUGAGCAUUAUGCCAAUGAAGCAGAUUGGUUCCUCAAGGCAGAUGAUGACACCUACGUAAUAGUAGACAACCUUCGGUGGGUCCUCGCAAACUACACGCCCAAUGAUCCAAUUUACUUUGGCCGAAGAUUCAAGCCUUACACCAAGCAGGGCUACAUGAGUGGUGGUGCGGGCUAUGUACUGAGCAAAGAGGCUCUGCGGAGAUUUGUUGAGGGUUUUAAGAACAAAGUCUGCACUCACACUACCUCAGUAGAGGACCUUGCAAUGGGUCAGUGCAUGGAGAAAGUUGGGGUGCUGGCAGGAGACUCCAGAGACACUAAGCAUAGGGAGACAUUUCAUCCUUUUGUUCCUGAGCAGCACCUCACUACCAAGUUCCCCAAGAGCUUCUGGUAUUGGAGCUACUGUUACUACCCCAUCUCAGAGGGUCCCAACUGCUGCUCAGAUGUUUCAGUGUCCUUCCAUUAUGUAGAUGCUGCAACCAUGUAUGUGAUGGAAUACUAUACUUAUCACCUGCGUGCCUUUGGAUACAGGUAUCGUUACCAGCCCCCUACCCCACGAGGCUAUACUAUUGAACGGUCAAGUAUCUUGGAUGCUGCAGAAGGACAAAAAGAGGGGGCUUCUCAGGAGAAAGAGAAAGGUCAGGUGGAUAAACCAUCCAAGAUUGACCAGGGACAGGAUGAAGAUCCAGCGCCUGUGGCUGGAAAAGGCCCUGAUAAUUAGGCAGAGGGUGGGAAAUAAGUGUUUUGACCAUUUGCUUAGUCGUUCUUGGCUCAUACUACUACAAAGGUAGGAAAGCAGUCCACUCUACUAUUCAGUUUCUUCACAAAAAAGUGCAUUGGCUGAGGAUUCCUGAGAUGAAGGGCUGCUUGGGAUGUGAACCGUCACUGCAGUACUGAUCUUUAACUUCAGAGCUGGUUUAUUGAUCAACUGAGUGGUAACACCUUUUGGGUGACCUUUACUAAUUUGAAAACUACCCAAAGCUAAUACAUUUCCAGUUGAUUGAAAGGUUUUUGCUGUUAUUUAGUCCCUUUUCUUAAGUUGCUACAGUUUCACCAAAACUUGAUCUUCCAUCCAUUUCUUGAUUUUCUGAAGUCAAGUCUUAAUUCACUCUGCGUGCCUGUAAAAUGAUUUGUGUCUUGAGCUGAUUCAGCUAUAAAAACAAGUGGUUAAACGUUUUUCUGGUUCCACGGCAUGCUAAGCCGACAUUAUUACAAGUCACAUUUUAUUUGAAUUUAGCUAUGUGAGGAUUUAUUUUAUGUGAAGAAAAUUUUACAUUUGUCUCAAAUAGUCACUAUUGAAGUUUUUAUCAAAGAUCUAGAGCUCUAACUAAAAAUGAUAUCUCUUACUCAUUUAACCAUGUGGAUUUUGUUGAGCAGCUAAUCUUUUUUUCUUUCUUUCAUUCUUUCUUUCUUUCUUUCUUUCUUUUUUUUAAAGGAAAAUGAGCACUAUGUUUUCCUAAGUCCUAGUAUGAUGUCUUCAAAUACCUGACAAAGAAAAGAAGCAAAUCUCCACAGAAGAGUAGUCGCAUCAACAUAGUGGUGUGUUGUCCCUCAGAUAGCAGUUUAGAAAAUGAUCUGUCAUUUGGCCUAAUAAAUAUUACACUUUCAGCCUUAGGUGGGACCUCAGUGGAAAAUGGCGUCAGGUGCCAGGUUAUGAGGCACUGCUCACUCCUCAGUGUCUAACAGAAAUGUAGUGAGUAACUGUGAUGCUUUAAACAAAAUGUCUGAAUGACUACAUGUCUACAACUCAGCCAAAGAUGGAGCCAUUCUGAUAACAGCCAGUGGUGUGGUUGUUGCCGUUCUCUUGUUUUCUUGGCAGCAAGUAUUUCUUUUUUUUUUCCUUUAGUUACACAUAGUCUGUAUUUCCAUCUGUAGAAGUAAAACCCAAAAUGCCCUCAUCUAGCCGUCUAUUUGUGCUUCCUUGAACUAGCACUGAACACACACUUUACAAUUUGCCUACAUCUUCCCCACUGGACUCAUUAGCUUGUGCCUUGUAAAUUGAGAUUGUAUGAGCCGACUUUGCACUGUGGCAUUACCCCGAUGAGAGCGAUGCUCCCAAUGCAUUUCAGAUGGAGUAUAAUUCAUUGAAUCCUUCCAUUGUGAUGUUUCUGACCUUUUAUACACUUUUAAACAAAGUAGUGUUAUUUUUUUAAAUUGUGGGCCAACCAGACUUUGUUUUUCUGUCGCCAGUAUUCCUAACAGGCAUUCCUAAGCAUUCCUAACAGUUGUGAUACAGACAGACACUGGUGUUACAAUGUUGACCACACGAAGGAAUAAGUGCUGACUAAAAUGAAUUUGGCUUUCUGUGUGAAAACUAAAUGCACUUUUUACUGAUACAAUUGCUGUUUUUCCUUUUUAACCACUUCCACAUUUUAUUUUCUUCAAGGUUAAAUACGUUUGCACUUUUCUUGUGUGCAUGGGCAUGGAGCAUGUUUUUUUGUUUUUUUUUAUUUUUAUUCAAAAUGAAAUAGUCCAGUCAGUUUUAAUCAAGUCAGCAUGUUUGGUUGGUGGUUUCUUUUCUCUGACAUAAAGUUUAUUUGCCGGCUCGUUGGUAACAGCCAAAUCUGGAUUUUGAUUUGGAGUGACACAGCACAUCCAGUCCUUGACAAUCUUCUCAAUAUUAAAACAGAAAGGGAAAAGGUUUAUAGUGCUGUAUUUAUAUUUUAAUUGUAUUUUCGUUGGUAUUGAGUUCUGAAUUGAGUUGGUGCAGUUUUGGUGUGUGAGUGAGUUUAUGUUGGUGUGUGAGCACACAGUCAGUGUGCAGCAUCUUUUUUAGUGAAUGGUACUGUAAUCAAUAUGAAUAAAUACAUAUUUUAUUGUA